Dicentrarchus labrax (European seabass) is the source of this 1936-nucleotide messenger RNA. RefSeq lists its product as uncharacterized. The record is from RefSeq and is a predicted model, not a curated record. Gene Ontology annotation, cellular component: membrane raft; external side of plasma membrane. Gene Ontology annotation, molecular function: MHC class II protein binding; protein tyrosine kinase binding. Bases 578 to 1489 code for a protein of 303 amino acids. Lineage: Eukaryota; Metazoa; Chordata; Actinopteri; Moronidae. Gene Ontology annotation, biological process: T cell activation; interleukin-15-mediated signaling pathway; positive regulation of ERK1 and ERK2 cascade. The transcript has 7 exons.
AACAACAAACAACUCAGACCGUAGACAAACAUGAUACAAACAUGAUAGUUGCUCCAGGCUCUUGAAAUCAGGACUUACAGAGCGAGAACGAUAAAGAAAAACAUUUUAAGACUGUAAACCUCCGUCCAGAAGAAAGAAGCUGAAAUUCACUGUGCAACCGGUGGGAGUCGUCAUUUAAAAUGGAGCUGGUUAUCUAUUGUUCCUGUCUGGCGUAAAGGGAUUCUGGGUUAAGCUGUGACUGACCACAGCUACUAGACCAUUUCACAAUAUCCUCUUAUCCGUGUUCUUUCCCACCAGCUGCUACAGUAACACACCAACGUGGACAAGGUAUGAGCUUGAAGUCUUUAUUAUGAAGCACAGUUUGUUAGUUACAGUGUUAAAUUGGCUCAACAAAUGCAGAAACAUACUCUUGAGCAAUGAGAUAAAACUGAUUAGAAGUCACUAUGAGGUUGUGAUAUACUAACCACAGGAAGAAGAUGCAACAUCUCUUUACUAAGGAAACUUUACUUUAGCAACUGAGACAGUUCAGACCAUGUGAAUAAGAGACAGAAGCAGGACAGAGAGACAGAGAAUCACGAUGGUUGAGAUCAAAUGGAUUCAAGUCUCUUUAUUUCUGAUGGCGGUGCUUCAGUAUACAGCAGAAGCUGAAAAACAUCCUCUGUCCCUCAGUGUCGCAGUUGGAGAUGAAGUCACGUUGCUUUGUGAAAAUGUAACAGACGAUCAGCAAAACUGUGACGUUACUACGUGGCUCUUCAGUGAUUCAGAAAAUACAGUAGUGCUGGUUUACCAUGGAAAGAUAUACAUUCACAUAUACAGCAGAGCUAAAUCAGACAGACUGAGUGUUACAGCGAACUGUUCUCUGGUUAUAAAGAAGGUCACAGUUGAGGAUGCUGGUCGUUACACCUGUGGACAAUUCAACAAAUCAGGAUAUCAACAAGGUCGAGACUCUGAGGUUGAUCUGUCUGUUAUUAGCAUGACUGAACAUAAAGACACUGAUUUGGUGACAUUAGGCUGCUCUGUGUCGACAUAUGGACCAUGCAGACACACAGUGAGGUGGCUGUUUAAUGGUCACGAUUGGGAUCGACAUAACAGAAAUGUGAAGACAGAUCAGCCUUCGUGCUACGCCUCUUUGAACUUUCUGACCUUUUGUUACACUUACACAUCAAACUAUAACUUAUUUAUGUGUGAAGUCAAUGAUAGCAAUGACGUGCAGCUGUUUCCCUUCAGACCUCGACCCUCAGUUUGUGGAGUUGUGUUUAUCUCUUCAGGUGACGACACAACAACAACUGUAAUGGAUGAACCAGGUUGGGGGAUCGUCAUUUUGUCAAUUCAGUUUGUGGGUGUAGUAGCACUCAUAAUAACUGUUGUGGCAGUCAACAUAUGGACAAAAACUAAAGGGAAACAAAUGCAGACGGAUGAAAAUAUGGUGGAUAAUGAUGAAGAUGAUGGUACAGUGAACUAUGAAAACACCAGAUCUUCUGAUGUCUGACGGAAACUUCAGCCUCCAUCAGACUCCACUGAUCAACAACUUCUACAUCAACAUCAACUCAACUCGUUUUAAAUGAGUAGAUUGUAAAUACAAAAAAUCUUAAGGUUAUUUUGAGAAACGUAAUAUUUUGUUUUAGUCUUUUUCUGCAUCAGUUGGAUUGUAAUUGAACUGAAAGCCGGAUUCAACUCUUUUUUAACUUCCUUAAAUUUGCUUCUGACCAAAUAAUUUAGUUCUGAUUUUAAGACUAACUAAUGAAUUUCAAAGCAGCUUGAGCUCAGUUUUAUGUUUAAUUCCUUUAAAUUAACCUAUUUAGUAUUUGUGUUAACAUAUUUGUUAAUGGGUGUUUGUCUUAUUUUGAGUCUUAAAGUUUGUUUGUUUUUAACAGUUUGUCUUUAUUACAUUUGAUAAUUAUAUAAUAUGCAAAUAAAGAAGGAGUUUAACACUCAA